Molecule: messenger RNA, 1927 nt
Organism: Daucus carota subsp. sativus
Lineage: Eukaryota; Viridiplantae; Streptophyta; Magnoliopsida; Apiales; Apiaceae
Product: cytosolic sulfotransferase 6-like
Exons: 1
Coding region: 815-1765 (316 amino acids)
Biological process (GO): sulfation
Cellular component (GO): cytoplasm
Molecular function (GO): sulfotransferase activity
Source: RefSeq, a predicted model, not a curated record
AACAAUUUUUGCAAGAUAACAUUCCCGGUAUAUUUACGGGUGUAGGCCCUGACAGUCACAUUAACCAAGACUUGAGAACUUGCUUUCAUCUUUGCCGAAAGAGAGAGGUAUUGUAUCAUCCUACACAUAUCAGUUUCAAGGAUUCUGGUACCCUCCUUACGCUUUGCAGGGAAUUAUCAAUUGUCAAGAAGAAUUUCAACCCCGUGAAAAUGAUAUCUUCCUUGUUACAUCCCUAAAAUCCGGCACCACCUGGCUUAAAGCCAUCAUUUAUGCAUUGGUCAACCGCGACGCCCACCCUCCUCAGGAUCCUCACGAUCCUCUGCUUAGUAAAACUCCCCAUCAGCUUGUUCCUUUUCUCGAAUUUCUUCAUCCCUCUGAGUAUGACUCCCUUUGCAACUCCUCAGACAGCAGCAGUAGGAUCUUUGCAACUCAUAUUUCAUUAGGUACCCUCCCAUAAAGACUCUGUUACUUUACGUUUUCUGCGGUUCAUACUUCAUCUCUGUUGUUUGUGGUUCAUACUUCAUCUCUGUCAACAUCUGUUUUUGUCUUGUUAGGUUAUUGGUUGCUUUGGCAUUGAUUAUUUCACCUACAAGUCUGAUGAAAGACAUUUCAGGCACAUUAUAUAUUAGCUUAAAAUGAUAGUUUUCUGCAAUAUUGAGAAACACUUGAUAUAUAUUAGUAGUGAGGAAAUCAGUUUCUGUACUCUGUAAUUUAGCUGCCUCCUGUCGAUGUAGGCAAGUUGCCGAACCUCGUUAAUCUAGUUUACUGUUUCUGAUAUAUUAUUUACUGCUGUUUGUUUCUCUGCGCACCACAUAUGAUGGAGCCAAGACCAGCACCGCCUCUUCAGGACGUCGACAACCAAGAACUUGAGAACUUGCUUUCAUCUUUGCCGAAAGAGAGAGGUAUUAUCCCAUCAUACUCAUAUCAAUACCAAGAAUUCUGGUUUUCUGCUUUAACUUUGCAGGGAAUUAUCAAUUGUCAAAAAGAAUUUCAACCCCGUGAAAAUGAUAUCUUCCUUGUUACAUCCCCAAAAUCCGGCACCACCUGGCUUAAAGCCAUCAUUUAUGCAUUGGUCAACCGCGAAGCCCACCCUCCUCAGGAUCGUCACCAUCCUUUGCUUAGUAAAACUCCCCAUCAGCUUGUUCCUUUCCUCGAAUUUCUUCAUCCCUCUGAGUAUGUGUCUGUUUGCAACUCCUCAGACAGUAGCAGUAGGAUCUUUGCAACUCAUAUUUCAUUAGGUACCCUCCCAAAAGCCAUAACCGGCAGGGACAUCAAAGACACCUUUGUUUCAAUCUUCCACUUUGGCAACAAGAAUAGUAUGAGAACCUCUCCCAUUUCUUUGGAAGACGCCUUUGAUUUUUACUGUAAGGGAAUCAGUUCAGCUGGUCCGAUUUGGGAUCAAAUCUUGGGAUAUUGGAAAGAGAGCCAGAAAAACCCAAAUAAGGUGCUCUUUAUGAGGUACGAAGAGAUGAAAGAUGAGCCUUAUUUACAGCUGAGGCGUCUAGCAAAUUUUCUUGGGAUCCCAUUUUCCCCGGAGGAAGAAAAUUCAGGUUUGAUUGAUCAAAUCAUAAGUAUAUGUAGUUUUAAGAGCAUGACCAAGGUGGAUGUUAAUAAGACGGGAACCGUUGUGGAUGGAUUUAACAAUAGUUCAUUUUUACGGAAAGGUGUAGUCGGAGAUUGGAAAAAUUGUUUAACUGCUGAUAUGGCUUCUAGGUUGGAUCAGAUUACAGAGGAAAAAUUCCGUGGUUCCGGUUUGUCUCUCUAAUAUAUUUUCACUAUGCUCCCGCCAAAAUAUAUGCUAAAAAUGUCUGUUGUGUGAUUUCAACUGGUCUUGGUUUCCAUGUUUCAUGUUGUUCAGUGGUACUGUGUGCGAGUCUCUAAGUUCUAUCCAAACAUGUGUAAUGUUGUUCAUGUUAUAUAUAUAAAA